Molecule: messenger RNA, 1224 nt
Organism: Dovyalis caffra
Lineage: Eukaryota; Viridiplantae; Streptophyta; Magnoliopsida; Malpighiales; Salicaceae
Source: the annotation of a GenBank genome assembly
AUGAAAGAUACUAACGUGCCAUGUUGCGAGCUUGAAUUCUGGGCAUAUCUCAUUAUCUCUUUCAUCCUUAUAUCAUUAGCUGGUAUCACAUCAGGUCUUGCUCUAGGUCUCUUGUCCUUCAGCCAAGUUGAGCUUGAGGUCUUUGUCAAGUCUGGUCUGCCACAAGACCAGAAGAAUGCAGCUAUUCUUAUGUCAGUCACCCUCGUACUUGCAUUUGCAGAGAUCAUCCCUCAAGCUGUGUGUGCUCGAUAUGGACUAAGUGUUGGUGCAAAAUUAUCUGUCUUCGUUCGAUUUCUUCUGCUUGUCUUCUACCCUAUUGCAUACCCAAUUAGUAAGCUGCUGGAUUGGUUGCUCGGGAAAGCACAUUCUGCACUUUUAAGACGAGCAGAGCUGAAGACAUUGGUUUGCUUACAUGCAAAUGAGGCAGGGAAAGGAGGAGACUUGUCACAUCAUGAAACUACUAUUAUUUCUGGUGUUUUGGAUUUGACACAGAAGACUGCUAAAGAUGCUAUGACACCCAUAUCAGAAAGCUUUACUCUGAAUAUAAACUCGAAACUCGACAUGCAAACAAUGAGAUUAAUAAUGAGCAAAGGUCACAGUCGCAUACCUGUCUACUCCGGAAGCCCGAACAACGUUAUCGGCCUCAUUUUGGUAAGAAACUCAAGAUUUGGAAUUGAUCUUGCUCAAUCACUAGCUGUUAAAAGCUUGAUAUUCUGUCAUCCUGAAGAUGAAACCCCAAUCAAAUCUAUGCCUAUUAGGAGAAUUCCAAGGGUGACUGAAGAUUUCGCACUAUAUAGUAUACUGAAUCAAUUCCAGAAGGGUCACAGCCACAUGGCUGUUGUUGUGAAGAGGAAGGAGGAUUUGAAAAGCACUGUUAAUCAUGCAGUAUUCAAGCAUUCCAAGUUGGAAAUUGUCACUCAUCCAAAUCCAAAAACAACACAAGCAGAGAGGAAAGCUAACAUAGAUGAUAGAGGAAUUAGCUCUCCAUUUUAUCAGAUUGAGUAUUCUGAUAUAUCCACAAAUGCUUCCCCUUUGUAUUCCAAUAACAAAGACUAUCAAAGUCCAAAACAAAACAAAGAUCUGAAUACUUCAAGAAAAAGCUGGGAAAAAAGGGAGAAAAAUAUUUCGUAUGAAGAUUUAGAAUCUCUACGGAAUGAUUUAGAAGAGGAGGUUAUUGGCAUUAUAACAAUGGAGGAUGUUUUGGAGGAACUGCUACGGAGUUAG